Molecule: messenger RNA, 798 nt
Organism: Paramecium tetraurelia
Lineage: Eukaryota; Ciliophora; Oligohymenophorea; Peniculida; Parameciidae
Exons: 2
Molecular function (GO): protein binding
Source: RefSeq, a predicted model, not a curated record
AUCCGUUUAUGGGAUGUUAAGACAGGAUAAUAAAAAGCCAAAUUAGAUGGUCAUUCAGGAACAUUUUAUUCAGUCAAUUUCUCUCCUGAUGGUACUACAUUAGCAUCUGGUGGAGAAUACUCUAUCCGUUUAUGGGAUGUUAAGACAGGAUAAUAAAAAGCCAAAUUAGAUGGUCAUUCAAAUUUUGUUAUAACAGUCAAUUUCUCUCCUGAUGGUACUACAUUAGCAUCUGGUAGUUAUGAUAAGUCUAUCCGUUUAUGGGAUGUUAUGACAGGAUAAUAAAUAGCCAAAUUAGAUGGUCAUUCAAGUUAUGUUAUGUCAGUCAAUUUCUCUCCUGAUAGUACUACAUUGGCAUCUGGUAGUUAUGAUAAGUCUAUCCGUUUAUGGGAUGUUAAGACAGUAUAAUAAAAAACCAAAUUAGAUGGUCAUUCAUCAACAGUUCUAUCAGUCAAUUUCUCUCCUGAUAGUACUACAUUAGCAUCUGGUAGUGGAGAUAAGUCUAUCCGUUUAUGGGAUGUUAAGACAGGACAAGAAAUCCAAUAGUCAGAUAAUCGUUAUAAAGAUAUUUUAGCUUAAUUUUCACCUUCAAUAUUGAAAAAUAAUGUUCUUCCAGAAAGUGUUAAUUCUAAUGUUACCAUUCUUCUAAUAUCAUAAUAGCUAAUUUUUUAAUCAGAAGGUGCUCUAAUUUUGAAAGGAGAAUUUACUAAUCAAUCAGGCAUAGACUUAAGAACAUUAUUUUAAUAGAGAGGAGGCUGCAUUUUAGAACGCUAAAUUGCAUUAUAUUUACAAUAACAAUGA